UUGGAACACCACCGGCAAUCUCGCACUGAACCCUACUCAGAUCUACGAUCAGAAAUGGCGAAAAGCAAGGACGAUAUCAAGUACGGCACUGCACAGGCGAAGUUAUCGGAAGACGAAACGUUGAGAGUGGCGUACAAAUCCGGCACGCCGUUGGAAGGCGGCAAAAUUGCAGAUUCCGAGCCUGUGGAUCUCUUCUCCGCCGCUCACAAUAUCGCUAAUCAACAACAAAACAAAGGUAUGAUUGCAGAAUCGGAGCCUGUUGAUCUAUUCUCUGCUGCUCGAUGUGUCUCCAACGCCAACAAAACGGAUGAAUCCACGGCCAGUCGUCAGCCCUCCGCCAACUAAUUAGGAACUCUCCGUCGAUCUGGUGUACAGAGUUUGCCUUAUUUUGUUUCUGCUUUUGAGUUUCUAUUUGUUUGUGAUUUAGUAGUUUACUACUGUUGUAUACAUAACCAAAAUAAUACCUGUUUUUAAGGAGAAUUUGGGGUUGUUUAGCUGCAA
Lactuca sativa (garden lettuce) is the source of this 501-nucleotide messenger RNA. It is a transcript of the gene SMP1, whose product is annotated as seed maturation protein. Lineage: Eukaryota; Viridiplantae; Streptophyta; Magnoliopsida; Asterales; Asteraceae. The record is from RefSeq and is a predicted model, not a curated record. Gene Ontology annotation, biological process: seed dormancy process.